This is a messenger RNA of Serpula lacrymans var. lacrymans S7.9, 1338 nucleotides long. RefSeq lists its product as uncharacterized. Lineage: Eukaryota; Fungi; Basidiomycota; Agaricomycetes; Boletales; Serpulaceae. The record is from RefSeq and is a predicted model, not a curated record. The transcript has 13 exons. The coding region runs from base 1 to 1338 and encodes 445 amino acids.
AUGGAUAAUCCCAACAAUCUGGACAGUCUUUUGGCUGCCGCUAACACAGAUACGCAGGUUUUUGAUUGUGCAUUGCUCCAGGUCCUCAAUCUCUUACUGCUUGAUUUAUAUCAACAGAAUCUGAAUAUCACUCACUUGAUCCAGCCAGCAUCCUCAGGUCCACAGUUUGACACAUCUGCAUCCCCACCAAUGCUUGCUCCCGAUGUUGUAUCAGCGAGAAUGGUUGUUUUUCUUCUGCUCACUGAAUACGACUUGCGUCACAAUACAAGUCUUGGGCCAAUGUUCUCCCCGGCCAUCCAACACUUCAUAUUGCAAUCCUCGCAUGUUGCAGUACCCCAGACUCCACUGAAUGACUUGCACGGAUUCCCAGGAAAUGAUUCCAGCCAGGACUUCAACAUGAACGACACAUUCUCCAACUAUGGAAUACGGGGGUUUCAAUCACAAAAUGUCUCGUUUAACGACUUUUCUAGUAUACUAAGCACCUCUCAUCUCAUUCCUGCUCGAGCUGUAUCUCCCAACUCCCAAGAAGCCAGUGUUCCAUCAGAUCUUGUUACAGCAUCAAUAGCGUCAGCUGAGUCUCAGGUGGUGUGGUCUCCAGAUACUCAAGAUACCAGCUUGUCCGCAGCGAACACAGAUGUAGGACCAAGCAACCACAACGAAGACUUGGACGCGCAUGCACUCGCUGAUUUCAACAUCACAUGGGACGUCAGAGAGCAAUUGGCUGUACACCAUUACAGUGUCAAAGACCAAAACCACCUUAUUUUUGCCCGACAACAAUUCUGCGUUGACGUGAUGUUUGCUCAGGAGAGGGGCACCAUCAUAGACGAUAUUGAUAUGGUUCAAAGCACACAAAUACUACAGAUGCCAGCGUCCAUAGCACUGGACGUCGUUCAUUUAGCAGGGACCAAUAUUGUGUUUGAACUGAUGCACAUCUGCGCUCUCAAGAUCAGGGCGGGUGUCAUCCAUAUUUUCCCCCUACAGUCAAUUGUUGAAGAGAGGGAGAUGGAUGGUCAUAGCAUAGCAGCAUACUCAAAGGAGAGGGCCUCGAUUGGCAUUCACAACUUCAAAUUCUUAUUCAAUGAUCAUGGUUCUGGGGUGGUGCUGAAAGAGCCGAUGAUGGAGCUAUGUACGAGAAGGAAGGAAAUGUUGCUCGAUGGCAAUAGUAUAUUUUUGUCCUUCACAACAUCAAGGGUGUGGAAUCAAAGUAAUGCCAUAUUGUCCAAUCUAUUAUAUAGCUUUGUCACCAACCAGUAUACUGGCAAAACCUUUUUUGGUUCUGAUAUACAUGUAUCAAAACUAUACUACAGUAAAGACUAUACCUUAGGAAACAUUCCAUAG